Molecule: messenger RNA, 8094 nt
Organism: Octopus bimaculoides (California two-spot octopus)
Lineage: Eukaryota; Metazoa; Mollusca; Cephalopoda; Octopoda; Octopodidae
Molecular function (GO): calcium ion binding
Source: RefSeq, a predicted model, not a curated record
AAAAGGAAGAGUGUGAGGGAAAGCAAAAGCAGCGAGUGAGAGAGAAAGAGGGGGAAAGAGUGAGUGAGUGAAGCCGGAGUUAAAGGGAGAUAAUAAGCUGCGACUUGAUAAUUUCCUCAAUAUCCGGGAACUUGAAAUGGCGGCACUCUGUACUAUACACUCGUACAACGACCCAGUUGAUGUAACAAAAAUAACAUCAGGUCUUUCCUGGGUUGGACAAAAUGAUGGAAACACCUUAAAAUUUCAAACAAAUUUAUUUUAAUAUGGAGUAGGACCACCUUUGGCAGUAAUUACAGCUUGAAUUCUACGAGGUAUGGACUCGUACAAAGUUUGAAUUGUUUCCAAAGGAAUUUUUGUCCAUUCUGCAGCUAAAACAGUCUCCAGUUCUUCUAGUGAUGGUGGUGGAGGAUAUCGACUCUUUACUUGUUUUUCUAAAAUGCACCAUAAAUGUUCAACAAUAUUGAGAUCUGGGGACUGUGGUGGCCAGAUAAGAUGUUCAACAUCACUAGAAUGUUCCUUGUGCCAUUCAGUAACAACUUUAGCUGUGUGAAUUGGUGCAUUAUCAUCCCGAAAGAUUGCAUUUCCCUCUGGAAACAGUUCCGCAACCAUAGGAUGAAUUUAAUCAGCCAUGAGGCUACGGAAAUGCUGGGCACUGACAGUAAUCACCUUUUAAUUUGCCAAUUCUAUGGGUUUGGCUUUUGCUGUAGGAGGAAAUUCAAUACCACUGCCUUCUUUGAUAUAUAUAUAUGGAAGAUGUCACUUAAUUGACAGUACUCUCCAUAGUAUGUUGGCUGUUCCCAGUAGGGCGAUCUCCUGGACUGUGUAGAUAUUGAUGUUAACUGGCAUAUGACAUUGAUGAAUGCGUAACUUUAAAGAAUAUGCCAUGUCCUGGGCGCUGUAUCAACAUUCCAGGAUCUUACAGAUGUAACUGUUCAGUAGCUGGAUAUGUAGAAAGCAGGAAUCCACAUUCUUGUAAUGACUUUGAUGAAUGUUCCAUCAAUAAUGGUGGCUGUUCUGACAGAUGUGAAAAUAUACAUGGCUCAUAUAAGUGUCGUUGUGAGAGAAGAGGUUACAAAUUAGCAGCAGAUCAACAUUCCUGUGAAGAUCUAAAUGAAUGUGAACGUUAUAGGAAAGCCUGCAGUGGUGGGAAAUGUUUUAAUACUGUUGGAUCAUACUACUGCAAAUGUACAAAAAGUUUUGUUCUUAGUGAAGACAAGUCCCAGUGCAUUGAUAUCAAUGAGUGCGAAUCGAAUAAUGGUGGCUGCAGUAUGGGAUGUGUAAACCUGUUUGGAUCUUUCAAAUGCACUUGCCCAAAAGACGCAUAUACAAUUGCUGCUGACGGAUUUUCUUGUUUAGAUGUUGAUGAGUGUGAAAACAACAAAGGAGGAUGUGAUGAGAAAUGUAUCAACACCAUUGGGUCUUUCAAGUGUCUGUGUGAAACAUUUGGAAAAGUUUUAUCUGAAGAUGGCAAGACUUGUCAAUUUUGUACAGAAAACACCUACUUUAAUUCUGCCAAGAAGUCUUGCACCAGCUGCCCUAAACAUUCUUACAUUGCUGAAGGUUCACCUCAUCUAUCAGUUGAUGAAUGCAUUUGCAAUAACGGUUUUGCAGGAAAUCCUGGGAAGGCUGUUACAUGUGAAGAUAUAGAUGAAUGCAGCAUAUCUACUAACCAAAGCAAGGCUUGUUCGUAUGGUUGCAUUAACACACCAGGAAGUGCAUACUGCACAUGUCCCAACGGAUUCACUUUGCAGGAGAAUCAAAGGGACUGUACAGACAUUGAUGAAUGUGCUUCAAGAAAUGGUGAUUGUCAACAGAUCUGUAUGAAUGUAGAUGGUUCUUACUAUUGUGAAUGUCACAGACCAGGCUUUAUGCUGUCUAAUGAAGAUAACAAAACCUGUCUAGUUGUUCAAAACUGGCGCAAUAUGCCAAUAGGUUGGAGAAGGAGACUGCCAAAACCUGUAUCAUCAUCAUCCAACUUCAUUUUAGACUCUCCUCAUCUAACUGGUCGUAAAGGUGAUGGUACGUUUAAAAAACAAGGGAAUGAAACACAGGAAUCUGACAUCGAUGAGUGUGCUGAAGGCUUUGGUUGUGAAUAUGACUGUGUGAACACCAAUGGCAGUGCCUACUGUGCUUGUGCAGUUGGUUUUGAAUUGGCACCAGACAUGAAGAACUGUACAGAUAUAGAUGAAUGUUUCCUUGAUAACAACACUUGUGGAGAAACCUGCAUCAAUCUGGAAGGCUCUUAUGAAUGUAUAUGUAGCUCUGCUGGCAUGAAACUCUCCUAUGACAGAUUCUCAUGUAUAGAUAUCAAUGAAUGUGUGGAAGGUUUUAAUCCCUGUCAAGAAAACUGUGUGAAUACUAUUGGGUCAUUUUACUGUGAAUGUUUGACACACGGAUUUGAACUCACUGAUGGUUUCAACUGUUCUGAUGUUGAUGAAUGUGCCUCAGAAUUAAAAAAUGGAUGUGACCAGCUCUGUUACAAUGUACCUGGCUCUUAUGAUUGUGACUGCAACCCAGGUUACUGGAUGGAUACUUCAUUGGAUUGCAUAGGUUGCCUGCAGAACACAUACCGUUCAAAGACUGAUGUUAUCUGUGUUCACUGUCCCAACUCCUCUCACACUGAUGGUCCAUUGAAAACCUCAAUUAAUGAUUGCUUCUGUAAUGAAGGUUACCGAGGCAGUCCACCUGACAACAUUCCAUGUGAAGACAUUGAUGAAUGUGAGAACAAUUAUUUUGCCUGUGAACACAAAUGUCACAAUACUCCUGGCUCUGUUCACUGUUCCUGUCCCAAAGGAUACCAACUAACAGAAAAUAAGAAGAACUGCACUGACGUCAAUGAAUGCCUUAGCAGUAAUGGUAACUGUGCCCAAAUCUGCAUCAACACUAUCGGCUCUCAUCAUUGUGAGUGUGAACCAGAGAAAUAUGUCUUGGCAGCAAAUGGAUAUUCCUGUUCUGAUGUAAAUGAAUGUGCCAAAGAAAAUGACGGAUGUUCACAGAUAUGUGUAAAUACUGUCGGUAGCAGCUACUGUGCCUGUUCUCAUGGUUUUAAAUUGAAGCCAAAUACCAAAGAUUGUACUGACAUCAAUGAGUGCGAAGAUAAUUACAUCUGUGAUGAUAUUUGUAUCAAUAACAAUGGAUCAUUUGAAUGUUUCUGUAACAAAACUGGUUUCAUCCUACACAGCAACAGAAGAUCAUGUAUUGAUAUCAAUGAAUGUUUCGUGAAUAAAAGUAUCUGCCAUCAGGCCUGCGAGAAUACGCAGGGCUCUUACCGUUGUUACUGUAUGACUGGAUAUACCCUAAGUGAAGACGGAUACACCUGCGAAGAUGUUGAUGAGUGUGCUUCAAACAAAACUCAUGGCUGUUCCAGUAUCUGCGUUAAUAUUCUUGGUUCUUAUCAAUGUGAUUGUCCCAGUGGCUACCAAGUGUCAAGUGGAACAUCCUGUAGCAAAUGUCCACAUGAUAGUUAUCGAAGUGUAAAUGAUACAGGUUGUCAACGUUGUCCAGCAGAUUCAUUCACAUCUGAUUCUGGCAGCACAUCCAUUGAAGACUGUUUUUGUGCAUCAGGAUAUAUUAGAGACAGGUUUGGAAAGGAACACUGUACAGAUAUCCAUCCAUGUCUGCAAAUUGGACUAAACUGCUCCCAGUACUGUAAACUUAGUCAAGAGGCGCCAUACUGUUAUUGUGCUAGUGGCUUCCAACUCCAAAGCAACAGUAGUUCAGAAUGUGUUGAUAUUGAUGAAUGUGCUGAAAACAAUGGAAAAUGCAAUCAGGUCUGUAUCAAUACAAUUGGUAGCUAUAAAUGUGACUGCAACGAAGGAUAUCGCAUGUUGUAUGGCGACAUGUAUACUUGUGAAGAGACCAAUGAGUGUGAUUUCAACAAUGGUAACUGCAGUCAUCAAUGUGUCAAUGAUGUAGGUAGCUUUCACUGCACAUGUAACGAAGGUUAUACUUUAUCAACUAAUGGCCAUUCCUGUCUACCAAGUGAUGGCUGUGAAAAUUUUCAAGUUCCUGAACAUGCAGUUAUAAAAAACCACUUAUGCCAGAGAAAUCAAAGAUUAAAAUUUGGCCAAAGAUGUCAUAUCACUUGUUUAAAAGGUUUUAAUAUGGAAGGUCCUUCGACGGUAAUAUGCUUGAAGACUGGCUCUUGGUCAGGACAUAAUAUCACUUGUAGAGAUAUCAAUGAAUGUGAAGAAAACAAUGGUAAAUGCAACCAGAUAUGUGUUAAUGAACUGGGUGGCUAUAGUUGCAAAUGCAUAGCUGGUUAUAGAUUGCACAAAAAUAGACAUAUUUGUUCUGACUGGAAUGAAUGUCAGGAGGACAAUGGUAGAUGUGACCAUCAAUGUGUGAAUACAGUGGGAAGCUACUUCUGUGAAUGUAAUCAAGGUUUCUCUCUGGACACUGAUAAACACUCUUGCACAUCUGAUGGAUGUGACCAAUUCCAAGUUCCUGAUAACGCUUUGGUAAACAACAAUAAAUGCACAGACAUUAAAGGUCAUAUUGACGUUGGAACUGUUUGUGUUAUCAGCUGUCAAGAUGGUUUCAUGCUUGCAGGAUAUCCAACAGUGAGUUGUCUUAUAAAUGGAACAUGGUCAAGACAUAGUGCUACUUGUAAAGAUAUCAAUGAGUGUACAAAGGAUAAUGGAAGAUGUGCCCACCGGUGUAUUAAUACAGAGGGCAGCUACUUAUGUGAGUGUAAUCAAGGCUAUACUCUGGAGAUUGAUGGACAUUCUUGCUCAGAUAUUGACCAAUGCCAGGAAAAUAAUGGAAACUGUGAACAAAACUGUCACAACACGAAUGGAAGUUAUGUCUGUAGCUGUAAUGCUGGCUUUACACUGCACCCUGAUAACCAUUCUUGUUCAGAUAUCAAUGAAUGUCACCAAAACAACCAAUGUGAACAUUUGUGCUUUAACACUGUGGGCAGUUACCGUUGCAUAUGUAAUUCAGGUUUCACUUUGGAUAUGGACAAACAUUCUUGUGUUGGAUAUUGUGAUAUGUUUGAACUCCCUGAAAAUACAUUUGUGAAAAACUCAGGUUGCCCACUGAAUCAGAAAAUAAAAAUUGGCUCCAAAUGUCAAGUUCAGUGCCAUAAAGGUUAUCGGUUGAGUGGCUCGUCAACUUAUAAAUGUUUAAAAAAUGGUUUCUGGUCAAAGAAUAACGUCACAUGCAUAGAUAUUGAUGAAUGUAAAAAGAAGAAUGGUAAAUGUGACCAUAAGUGUGUCAAUACAUUAGGCAGUUACUUUUGUAAAUGUAAUGAUGGCUACAAUCUUCACCCAAAGGGACAUUCUUGCAUAGAUAUCAAUGAAUGUGAGAAGAAAAAUGCCAGCUGCCAACAUAUUUGUGUCAAUUCGAAGGGGAGUUAUUUCUGCAAAUGUAAAGUUGGUUUCACUCUCAAUCCUGAUGGAUAUUCAUGUAAAGCUAAAUUCUGUGACAAGUUUCAAGUACCAGAAAAUGCUAUUGUCAAAAAUCAGAGAUGCUUAAAAGACCCUUUAAUGAAACUAGGGAGUCGCUGCCAAGUAAAAUGUCGCAAAGGUUUCCGUUUGCCUGCAUCUUCAACUUUUAGAUGUUUAAAAGAUGGUUCCUGGUCAAAGAAAAAUGUUUCAUGUGAAGAUGUCAAUGAAUGUGAAAAGAAUAAUAAAUGUGACCACCAGUGUAUCAAUACUCCGGGCAGCUAUUUCUGUAAAUGUAACAAAGGUUACACUCUUGAUUCAAAAGGACAUUCUUGUAAAGCUGAAUAUUGUGAAACUUUCCAUGCUCCUGUAAACGCUGAUGUAAAACAUGAAGCCUGUUUAAAGAACCAGACAUUACAGACUGGAACCAAAUGUCCAAUUAAAUGUCACAAAGGUUUUCAUUUGGAUGGCUCCUCAACCCUAAGAUGCCUUAAAAAUGGUUCCUGGUCUAGAAAUAAUGUCACCUGUGAAGAUAUUGAUGAAUGUGAGAAGAAUAAUGGUAAAUGUGAGCACCAGUGUGUCAAUACAAUGGGAGGUUACUUCUGUAAAUGUGACCCAGGUUACAAUCUCAAUCCAAAUGGCCACACUUGCUCAGCCUCACUGUGUAACACACUUACUGCCCCUGAUAAUAAUAAUAAUGUAACAGUGAAGAGUGUUAAGUGUCUCACCAGAGCUAAGCUAAUUGCUGGAACUAAAUGCCAACUUGCUUGUCCAAAAGGCUAUGAAGUAAAAGGUCCUUCAUUCUUGGAGUGUUUAGAAAAUGGUACUUGGUCAAAAUUCAAGUCUACCUGCCAAGACAUCAAUGAAUGUGAAACCAACAAUGGGCAGUGUAGCAACAUAUGUAUCAAUGAAGUGGGCAGUUAUCAUUGUGAAUGUCCAGAUGGACUCAAUUUAACAUCUGAUGGUCAUUCUUGUCUAGCAUCACAUUGUCCAAGCUUGGUGUUUCCAGAAAAUGGUCAGUUAAUACCAGCCUCUUGUCAAUACCCUGAUGAAACUGGUAUAAAACCAGGAACUGUAUGCAAGGUGAAGUGUUUGAAAGGAUACACAGUUAAUGGUACAAAAUCUGUAAAAUGUUUGUUAAAUGGAUCUUGGUCUCAGAAACAAGCAACAUGUGCAGCCAAAUCAUGCCCUAACAUGAGUAUCACCCCUCAUGCCAUUUUGGAGCCAACCAUUUGUCAAAAUUCCACUGUUCCUGUGAACACCUUUUGCCAGACAAGAUGUGCAAGUGGAUAUCAGUUAGUUGGAGAUGCUAUAAACCAUUGUCUUCCUUCAUUAACCUGGGCAAAGGAACCAGCCAAAUGUGUUCCAUUAACCAUUGUCAAUGGUAUCCAGUGUCCAACCAACAUACAAGAGGUUCUACCUAAGAAAAAGAGUUAUAUUGCUAUUUCUAUGCCACAUAUUGAGAAUUCAGCCGAUUGGACAGUUGAAGAGACAUGGGCAAACUUUAAAAGAUCCACUGUAUUGUUCCAAGCUGGCAAAACUGUUCUUCAUCUAAAUGUGAAGAGCAAAUCAGGAGAUAUAGUUAAAUGCAAUCUGACUAUUGAAGCAAUUGAUCAAGAGCCUCCAGUUUACAGAUCUUGCCCCAAGAUUGUUCAAACUGUAGCAUGGGGAAAACAUCCCAAAGUUUUUUGGGAAAUACCAAUAUUUUUAGACAACGUAGCUGUUGUCAAAAUAAAAAGUAAUAAAGUCCCAGAAGAAAGUGAAAUGGAUUUUGGAAUGAACCAAGUCAUUUACACAGGUCGAGAUAGUGAAAAUAACUUUGCAAGGUGUAUAUUUAUGGUGGACAUAAAACAUGGAAGAUGUCCAGAAUUAGUCAAACCACAAAAUGGUUACCUACGUUGCAGUUACACUGAUGAUGAUGCACAAACAUGCACAGCAGGAUGUAAUUCAUAUUUCCGUUUUCCACACAAUCAUACCAAAUUUGUAUUCCAAUGUCCUCCUAACUCAAACAAGUGGAAUAUUCCACCUAUUCAACUUACGCAUUGCAUAGAUAUGUGUAAGCCAGGAAGUUUCCGGCGAACUGCCACUGUUUGUGAGCCAUGUGCAAUAGGGACCUUCCAGAACAAAUGGGAGAAGACUUUCUGCAAACCAUGUCCUGUUGGAAAAACUACACUUGCUGCAGGAGCAAAGAAUCAAAGACACUGUGUUAGCAUUUCUCAAUAAAAGAAUUCUUAAGGCCUGUUACUAUGUCUACUUAACUUCUAUUAUAACUAUCCCAUAACCACUAUAGCUACGACUAUACCAUAAUCCCUAUUAUAACUACUCCUAACAACCACUUAUGUAACUAAACCACUCUACCCUCCACAACCAUUUUUAUAAUUACCCUACACUGCUGUCACAAUUACUGUUAUAAUUAUUCCACUCUACCACCCUAACUACUGCUUCAACUACCCACCUCUACCUAUUAUUAUUAUUAUAACUAUCCCCCAUAACUACUACACACUUAUCUCCUGCUACAACCACAUCUGUUUAUCUUCUCUUGAAUGAAACACUAUCUGGUUGUUAUUAUGUUGCAGUAUUCUAUUAAAGGAAUGAUUAUAUUGGUGCUUUGUAUAUAGCAGUAACCAGUGGUAGUGUAGCAGUAACUUAUGGCUAUGUAGUGGUAACUGAACAAAAGAGAAUAAAUUGCAUUUAAAAUUAAACAUAA